Messenger RNA from Salvelinus sp. IW2-2015, 1894 nucleotides. RefSeq names its product EGF domain-specific O-linked N-acetylglucosamine (GlcNAc) transferase (gene eogt). Gene Ontology annotation, cellular component: endoplasmic reticulum lumen. Lineage: Eukaryota; Metazoa; Chordata; Actinopteri; Salmoniformes; Salmonidae. Gene Ontology annotation, molecular function: protein O-acetylglucosaminyltransferase activity. The record is from RefSeq and is a predicted model, not a curated record.
UCCUACAACUCCACCUUGUGACUAAUAAUAUACUGCAUGCCGGUGUAAGGUUUCCGGUGUUAUGGCGACCUGGAGCAUACGUUUUUGUUUGCAGAAGAGUUUGGGUUGUGCUGUGAGGUAAGCCAAGACGACUCUCCCAUGUGUUUCUGUGGAACUGACUAUGCUGCUGUUGGUAGCACUGGUCAUGGUCUGUACUUACACUGUGGUAGCUGCCGAGGAGGCUGAGAACACCAGCCACAAACCACCAUUCCACUACAGCAGCCUCGCUCUGCCACAGCACCAUAUCCCCUACUUCCUCCACACUAACAAGAGAGUGGCCAGGCUUUGUCGAGAGGACCCGCUCUGCCCUUUUAAAGAUGCUCUGCUGGAUGUGUCGUCCUGCUGGGGCUAUGAGGAGAACUGUGCCCCAGAGAACCGCUUUGGCUAUCCUGUCUGCACCAAGAUCCACUCUGGAUGGGCCAGCUCAGUGGAGGCAGCCCAGGAGCUGUUCUGGAAACAGGCAGACUUUGGUUAUGUCAUGGAGCGCCUCAGUGAGAUGAAGACCCUCUGCAAGGCCACCAAUCCUGGAGAUUCAUCUCUGAAAUGCUCCAGCCACACUCGCUUCUGCAGGGCGACCAAUCUGUACCUGGACCUGAGGAACCCUCGCAGGGGUCAUGAGAGGUAUAAGGAGGACUUUCUCCAGGAGGGGGAGAUUGGGGGGCGUUGUAGUCUGAACAGCCUAGCGCUGGCCGCAGAAGGAGAGCACAAGAGCCCUCUGCAGUCCUGGUAUGCUGAACUGCAGGCAUACACAGAGCUGGACUUCAACCCCACAGAUGAAGAGCAUUGUGACAUCAUCAUUGAGAAACCUACUGUAUUCAUGAAGCUUGAUGCAGGGGUGAACAUGUACCAUCACUUCUGUGACUUUGUCAACCUGUACAUUUCCCAGCACAUCAACAACUCCUUCAGCAGAGACAUCAAUAUCCUUAUGUGGGAUACGAGUUUUAAUGGAUAUGGGGAUCUGUUCAGUGAGACAUGGAAGGCUUUCUCUGACUAUGACAUCAUCCAUCUGAAAACAUUUGACACUAAAAGGGUGUGCUUCAAAGAUUCCGUGUUCUCCCUGCUCCCCAGGAUGAGAUAUGGGCUGUUCUAUAACACACCUUUGAUAUCUGACUGCUACAGUGAAGGGAUGUUCAGGGCCUUCUCCCAGCAUGUUCUAUAUCGACUCAGCGUUCCACAGGAUGGACCCGUGGAGGGGAGGAUUCGGGUGACGUUGUUGGCACGCAGCACAGACUACCGUAAGAUAUUGAACCAGCAGGAGCUCAUAAACGCCCUGAAGACUGUGCCUCUACUUGAGGUCAGAGUGGUGGAUUACAAAUACAAGGAGGUUCCGUUCCUCGAGCAGCUCAGCAUUACCCACAACUCUGACAUCUUCAUCGGGAUUCACGGGGCAGGACUUACUCACCUGCUCUUCCUUCCUGAUUGGGCCGUCAUCUUUGAGCUAUAUAACUGUCAGGAUGAGAGCUGCUAUCGAGAUCUGGCUCGGCUGCGGGGGAUCCGAUAUGUGACUUGGCAGAAAAGGGACAAAGUGCUCCCAGAAGAUAAGGGUCACCAUCCCACCCUGGGGGAUCAUCCUAAGUUCACCAACUACUCGUUUGACGUGGAGGAGUUCAUGCGUCUGGUGCUGGAAGCAGCAGACUAUGUCCAGCACCACCCCGAGUGGCAGCCCCUGCCCAGCCAUGAUGAACUGUAAGCCUGCAGCACGAGGACAGUUUGGUGAAGUCAAACACACGACUAAAACACAGCCGUCUUAUAAAUCUAAAAGUAUUUUUAAUACUAGUUGUUGUACGCUGCUCCAAAAAAUAAAGGGAACACUAAAAUAACACAUCCUAGAUCUGAAUGAAUGAAAUAUUCUUAU